AUGGCGGAGAUCAAGAUCGACAGCAAGCUCUUCCAGGAGCGCAUCUCCCAUUUCGUCAAUGCCUGGAAGGCCGACAAGCGAGCUGGCGACGCGGUGUUCGGCGGCGUCUCCUCCAUCCUCGUCAUGAUGGGCAAGGUCGAGGAGGUCCAGGAAUUUCACAAGAACAAUGCCAUGCAUUUCUGGCUGCUUGGUUACGAGUUCCCGACCACCUUGAUGCUCCUCACCCUCGACACAAUCUACAUCCUCACUACGGCAAAGAAAGCCAAAUAUCUCGACCAGGUCAAGGGCGGCCGGUUCCCCGUCGAGGUGCUUGUCCGCGGCAAAGACGCAGCAGAGAACGAGAAGCUUUUCGUAAAGAUCGCCGAGACCAUCAAGGAGGCAGGAAAGAAAGUUGGCGUAAUCUCGAAAGAUACAUCUCGCGGACCAUUCGUCGACGAGUGGAAGAAGGUCUUCGCCGACAACUGCAAAGAUGUGGAAGAAACCGAUAUCACACAUGCACUCUCCACGGCCGCCUUUGCGGUCAAGGAUGAGACUGAGCUGAGAGCGAUGCGAACUUCUUCCAAGGCUUGCGUCGCGCUGAUGAACCCAUUCUUCCUGGACGAGAUGUCCAACAUCCUCGAUCAGGAGAAGAAGGUCAAACACAGCACAUUGGCUGAUAAGGUUGAGAAGAAGCUUGAUGAUGACAAGUUCUGGAAGACAGUGAAGCUGCCUAACGGUCAGGGCCUUCCAAACGAUCUUGAUCCCGAGCAGCUGGACUGGACUCUGGGGCCUGUUGUGCAGAGUGGCGGCAAGUUCGAUUUGAAGAUGCAGACGGAGGCCAACAAUGACAACCUUCACCCUGGUAUCAUCAUCGCGGCUAUGGGCCUGCGCUACAAGUCAUACUGCUCCUCGAUCGCUCGAACCUUUCUGGUUGAUCCAAACAAGACCCAGGAGGCUAACUACAAAUUUCUCUACUCUGUGCACAACCUUGUCAUCAAGGAGAUCAGGGACGGCGUGGUCGUCAAAGACGUCUUCCAAAAGGCGCUGAGCUACAUCAAGAGCAAGAAGCCAGAGCUCGAGAAGCACUUUUUGAAGAACGUCGGCUACGGAAUCGGUCUGGAGAACAGAGAUCCGACCCUCGUCCUUAAUGCAAAGAAUACGCGAACUCUCAAGGAUGGCAUGACUCUGUGUAUCACGACAGGAUUCAAUGACAUUGAGAACCCCCAACCUCAGGACAAGAAUAGCAAGAUCUAUUCCCUUACCAUCACGGAUACUAUUCGUGUUACCACCGGCGAACCCGUCAUCUUCACAGGUGAAGCGCCAAGUGACGCAGAUGCCAGUUCAUUCUUCUUCAAGGACGAGGAGGAGCAGCCUACCCCCAAGAAGGAGAAGAAAGACUCGCGCGUCGGUGCCGUCGCAACUAAGAAUAUUACCAGCACACGCCUUCGUUCAGAGCGUACUACGCAUGUUGACGAGGACGCGGAGAAGAAACGCCGAGAUCAUCAGAAGGAGCUCGCCGCAAAGAAACAAAAGGAGGGCCUCGCUCGCUUCGCCGAGUCUACCAGUGGCCAGAAUGGCGUUGAGGUCAAGAAGUUCAAGCGCUUUGAGUCUUAUAAGCGCGAUAAUCAGUUCCCUCCCAAGGUUCGAGACCUCGGCAUUGUUGUUGACCAAAAGAAUGGAACAAUCGUGCUCCCGGUCAUGGGACGACCCGUUCCAUUCCACAUCAACACCAUCAAGAAUGCGAGCAAGAACGAGGAGGGCGAGUGGUCCUUCUUGAGAAUUAAUUUCUUGUCUCCUGGUCAAGGUGUCGGACGUAGAGAUGACCAGCCUUUUGAGGAUGCGUCCGCUCAUUUCGUCAGAAGCUUGACAUUCCGCUCACUUGACGGAGAUCGAUACGCUGAAAUCGCCAACCAAAUCUCCAACAUGAAGAAGGACGCCGUCAAGAAGGAACAGGAGAAGAAGGACAUGGAGGAUGUUGUGGAGCAGGACAAGCUGGUUGAGAUCAGAAAUCGCCGCCCUGCUGUAUUGGAUAAUGUCUUCAUACGGCCGGCCAUGGAAGGAAAGCGUGUUCCGGGCAAGGUUGAGAUCCAUCAGAAUGGUAUUCGAUACCAGUCUCCCCUGAGCACCCAGCAACGAGUUGACAUUCUCUUCUCCAACGUUCGCCAUCUCUUCUUCCAGCCGUGCAAGCACGAGCUCAUUGUUAUUAUCCAUAUCCAUCUCAAGGACCCCAUUAUCGUGGGUAACAAGAAGAAGACCAAGGACGUUCAAUUCUACCGUGAAGCUACAGACAUUCAGUUCGAUGAGACCGGCAACCGCAAGCGGAAGUACCGUUACGGAGACGAGGACGAAUUCGAGGCUGAGCAGGAAGAGCGUCGGCGCCGCGAGGAAUUGGACCGUCUCUUCAAAGCAUUUGCGGAGAAGAUUGCCGAAGCUGGACGCAACGAGAAUAUCGAAGUGGACAUGCCACUUCGUGAACUUGGUUUCCACGGUGUUCCCUUCCGUAGCAAUGUCUACAUUCAGCCAACGACAGAAUGUCUCAUUCAAGUCACCGAGCCGCCAUUCAUGGUUGUCACUCUUGAGGACAUUGAAAUUGCCCAUCUCGAACGUGUUCAAUUUGGGUUGAAGAAUUUCGAUCUCGUAUUCGUCUUCAAGGACUUUACGCGAGCUCCAUAUCACAUAAACACCAUACCUGUUGAGUCACUGGAGGACGUUAAGGAAUUCCUCGACUCUUCAGAUAUUGCGUUCACAGAAGGACCGCUCAACCUGAACUGGCCGACCAUCAUGAAGACUGUUACUGCCGAUACUCAUGAGUUCUUCGCUGGCGGUGGAUGGUCGUUCCUGCAGAGCGAGUCUGAUGACGAGGGUGCUGACGAGGAGGAAGAGGAAGAGUCCAACUUUGAGCUUGACGACAGCGAGCUUGACGAGGCCUCCGAAUCUAGUGAGGAGGACUCUGAUUACGACUCCAAUGCCUCAGCCGAGGCGAGUGAUGACGCUGAGGUCAGCGAUGAGGAUGAAGGUGAGGACUGGGAUGAGCUCGAGCGUAAGGCGAAGAAGCGUGACCGAGAGGGCAACCUGGAUGAUGAUGACCGCGGCAACAAGAAGAAGCAGCGCAGCCGUUAA
This is a messenger RNA of Phaeoacremonium minimum UCRPA7, 3099 nucleotides long. RefSeq names its product putative fact complex subunit spt-16 protein. Bases 1 to 3099 code for a protein of 1032 amino acids. Gene Ontology annotation, molecular function: nucleosome binding. Gene Ontology annotation, biological process: positive regulation of transcription elongation by RNA polymerase II; transcription elongation by RNA polymerase II. Lineage: Eukaryota; Fungi; Ascomycota; Sordariomycetes; Togniniales; Togniniaceae. The transcript is spliced from 5 exons. The record is from RefSeq and is a predicted model, not a curated record. Gene Ontology annotation, cellular component: FACT complex.